This is a messenger RNA of Onychostoma macrolepis, 8493 nucleotides long. It is a transcript of the gene znf618, whose product is annotated as zinc finger protein 618. The transcript is spliced from 13 exons. Gene Ontology annotation, molecular function: protein dimerization activity. Lineage: Eukaryota; Metazoa; Chordata; Actinopteri; Cypriniformes; Cyprinidae. The record is from RefSeq and is a predicted model, not a curated record. The coding region runs from base 1914 to 4403 and encodes 829 amino acids.
GCAAGUCUUCCAAGAAUCUUAACCCAAAUACUGUUUGAACGAAACUUUAUUUUUGAAAAGAAAUGUCACAAAAAAUAGACAUUGUACUGUUAGGACGUCCCACUGGAGACACUGCAAACAAUCCCUUAGAAAUUCUAAUUGCAUUGGUCAUUUCCCUGUAUAUGGGCCGUUUGGCUGCAUGGGCCAUUUGGGUCACACCUUUACAAAUACAGAUGCAGCUGAUUGCACAUACAGUCACAAAUAUAAAUACAUCAGGAUCAGAUAUCUGAAAGGACUACAACUGCAAUUGUUGUAUCUGUAAUGCUUUGAGUUAAAAUCUAAAGACAAAAGCUGUGGUUUUGUACGUUGGUUUCAAGCAUGUUCAAACUGGUUUAAACUAAAAGAACUGUGUUCUCAGGAUAAUAAUACUUUUGUUUCAUAAAUGUUGUAAAUUCAGUUUUAUCUUCUGUAUUUUUCUUGCCAACAGAUAUCACAGUGUGGUUUGGUAAUUAUUACACUUUACACUUUUUUGGGGAAAAACAACAACAACAACAACAACAAAAAACAGCAAACUGCCUUUGGCCUAAUACACUUUUUUUCUUUUUUUUUAAUAUAAAUAAUAAUAAAAAUAAAGUUUUAGGAUAAAUAAAUAAAUAAAACCAACAAACAUUCUGGGUGAGGAAUGAAGAGUGAAUAUAUUUUUGGUAUUCAUUCUGUAUAUGAAUAAUGUAAUAUGAGAUUUGUGAGGAUGUAUUGGCAAGUUUCUAAAUAUGCAAAUUCAGAAAACACUGUAAUAUUUCCAAAGUCUUUUUUUUCUCUCUGUCUUUUUGAAAAUUGGAAUUUGCCUGUCAAAUUUUUUCCCCCUCAGACCAUCUGCAGACUCGCCGCUAGAGGCGCUGACGAGACGGAACCCAUUUGAGAAGUGAAGAUGGAAAAAAAAAAAAAAAAAAAAGGAAACAGCACAGCAUACAUAAAAGUCCUUUGAUUUGAGGUUCACUUCAUAAUUUGUCAUGGUUUUUGGAGCAGAAAAAACGCGCUGUGGAUAUAAUCUUCAUUUUUUGUUAAUCUAGAUAUGUAUAUACUUUCCACAACAUGUUUGUAAAACAUUAUUGCAACAAAACAUACUAAAAUUGCUAAUUACUAAAAAAAAAAUACUGUAGUUAAAAUUUAGGCAACAAACAGUGAAACAAGUAACUUGUGAGUCUAACAGAAGAGUUUUCUUCAUCCAAGCAGAUGAAAAAGUAGUUUGGUCAUAAAUGUAAAAAAACAACAACAACCAAAAAAAAAAAACACCUUGCUCUGCAUGCGCAAAUUUGCUAUUACAUGGAAGCAUACAGUUGAGUUAUUUUGCUCAUCUAACCCAAAAGAUGGGCCAGCUGACGUGAUGCCAUCCACAUAAAGGCAUUGUGUGAAAUUAAUGCAUUUGCAAAUUGAGAACCUGCCCUUGCAUGAUGGCGGAUGAAUGUGUCCGUGGGGCAGACCGCAACAUUAAUAUACCUCACCAACAGUGAAGCAUCGGCCGCCAGUGGCGUGGACAUAUCAGGAAGAGAACAGACAAAUUCACUGAAAUCAAAUUUGAGAGUUCUGUUUCUAGAAGAGAAAAAAAGUGCCCCGGAAAGACCCGCUCGUUUCGUCAUUUUGAGAUCCGAAGGGGAGGAUUUCUUCAUUCCCAGAAAAUUUCUCCGCAUGACCCGCAUCAUUUUGGGAGGUAACAAAGUGGAGCACCCGCGUCUUUCCUCAUUCACAAAUGAUACAAUGUAACGGGCGCUUUGGUCUCAAUCAUCCGGAGCUCAUGUUUGUGUGCGCGAUCGUACUCUUGUUUGGCUGAAUUCAAGAAAAGCAGACAAGGAAGGAGAGGAAGUAGAAGCGAGCAGUUGACUCCUUGAGCUCUGCACCACAAGUUUCCUUCACUCUUGCUGAGCAGACCUGGAGUCAUGAGUUGUCAGGAGGUGCCGAACCCCAGCCAGGAGCCGAAGGACACGGCUGUGGUCCCCACAGAGGCCGGAGCCACACAGGCAGUACCGACAACGUCCCCGAAACUUCCCUCAGUGAACGUAAAGACCGAGGUGGCGUCUCCCGUGGAGUCUGUGGCCAGUAACGGCAAAGCGAGUGACGGCAACAUACCUGCUGAGAUCUGUGUGGUUUUGGGAAGCUCUCGUAACUCUCAAACACAAGGCUCUUACAUUUGUGGAGUAUGUGGCAAAAAGUACAAGUACUACAACUGCUUUCAGACGCACGUCCGAGCUCACACAGAGACUGAGGCUGCUGCUUCUGGAGAAGGAGCAUCUCUGGGAAUCAAUAGUUCUUUCCGCUAUACAUGUGACGUAUGUGGGAAAAAAUACAAGUACUACAGCUGUUUUCAGGAGCACCGAGACCUCCAUGCAGUUGAUGAUCCAUAUGAUCAUGUGAUACCAGUAGAAGACCUUAAAGAGGAGACUGAAUCCUACCAGAAAAUGGGACCAAAAACGGGAAGUUACACGUGUGAGUAUUGUGGGAAACAGUACAAAUACUUCAACCCCUAUCAGGAACAUGUGGCUCUUCACGCUCCAAUGAAGGGAAAUUAUGGCCUUAAAAUGGAAGGGAAAAUGUCUAGCCAGUCAGGCCAGUCCAGUCGUGCCGACAUCAACAAUUCCCAGAAUUCGAGUGAUACUCCAAACAGCCGGACCUUUUCUUCCCGUCCCAGCCCUCAGAAAACCUACACGUGUGGAGCCUGUGGAAUUCAGUUCCAGUUCUACAACAACCUCCUGGAGCACAUGCAGUCCCAUGCUGCUGAUAAUGAGAACCAUGUUAAAGAUGAGUCUCCGAAGCCUUGCCAAGCGCCUGUGGCCACACAGGAGCAGAUGUGGAAAUCUCCUCAGCCGGCACAACAGAGGAACCACAUACCGUCUUUUCAGAACAGAUUACUUCCAGAAAAGGAGAGACAACAAGUGGCUGAACGUUUACUGAGAGUAAUGUGCGUAGACCUUGGCCUUCUUGGCGUCCUCAGCAGCAAAGACUUCCUGAAGCUUGCGCAGACCCUGGUGGACACAGGUUCACGUAAUGGGGCCUACUCCAUUCGUGAAGCCCUGGGAGAUAUGAGCUCACUGGCAUUAAAACAGCUCCCCCGUAUGUACAAUCAGGUCAAAGUGAAAGUCACCUGCGCCCUGGGUUCCAACUCAUCCUUGGGCAUUGCAGUGACCUGCCAUUCCCAGACUAUAGGACCAGACUCCUGCUAUUUGCUGACAGCAUAUCAAGUAGAGGGUGUGCGACUCCGGCGCUACGUCCUGGGACUCAAAGAGGCCUCGUUAAGGGAGAGUCCUGAGCAGAUACACCACUGGGUCCAGAACGUUCUGUCGGAGUUUGUCAUGUCAGAAAUCCGCACAGUCUAUGUGACAGAGCCACGCUUGUCUUCGGUAGCCUUUUGCGGUCGCACUGGAAUUGGCCUUCGUUGCGCAGGUUGCUCUCUAACAGCCACGGUUCAGGCCGUUCUUGGUCGCCGCAGCCUGCAAGCACGAGGGCUCCAUGAACUAGGAGAGCUUCUGGCUACAUGUCGCGACAUUGCUGGAACGACCAGCUUCAGUCAAGAAGGGAAAGCUGCAGAAGAGCCUGCCGCUCCGCCCUGCUGGGAUGCAGUUGCAGAGGCCUUGCUCAAGGUACACGAGAACUUCGAGGCCACCUGUGAAGCGUACGGCCGUUCGAAGAGCACCGUACCGCUCUUGCAAGGCCUGAACAAGCACCUGCUUGGUACGCUUGCAUGUUUGCUUGCGCCACUAAGACAGGCAGCACAGGAGCUGAGUGUGGAACGCUGCCCCACACUCCAACACGUCCUUCCCGUCUACCUCCGUCUCGAAAAACUUUUCACCUCCAAAGCCGGUGAAGCGGGUGCUGGCAGUAAGCUCUGCCACUACUUCCUGGAAGCCCUGAAGGAGAACUUCAAAGUGGAACGUGUCCAUCAAGUCGCAAUGAUCCUGGAUCCACAGCUGAAGCUGCGGCCAGUCCCUGCGUACCAGCAUGAGGACAUUAUCUCAAGGGUGUGUGACAUGGCUGCUAAUAUGAGGGAAUCAGGAAGCGGUGGUUCUGGGGGUAUGUCUGUGGACGAGCGGGAUAGUGAAGGUCCGUCAGCACCAAAGCGUGGCCGUCUGGACUGUGGAUUGGAAAGGCCAUCGUGCGAUGCUGAAGAGCCACAGGUACGAAAAGAGUUGUUCCAGUACCUCGGCGAACCACUCUUCAAUGGCACAGGUGACCUGUUGCAGUACUGGAGUUCGGUCAUGGACAGAUACCCCAGGCUAUCGCGGUUAGCGCUGUGGUUGCUGGCUGUACCGGCUGUAGCUGUGCAUGGAGAGUGCGUGAACAUCUGCGAGCAGACCUUAGCCAUGAAGAGAAAGCAGCAGGUCACUGCGGAGGAGAUGAACAAGCUGGUCUUCCUCAAGAGUAAUUUUGCUUGAGAUGGCUCAGGGCUUUCAGCUAAUGGCACCAUAGACUGUUUGAAAUGGAGACUUUUUGAACCAGAUGUACCGGUCACUUCUCUAACCCUUCCAAAAAUCCUGUUUUACCGUAAGUGUCUAUCAAUGAGGCACAUGAUAGUAAUUUACCAAGGAAAGGUACAUUGACAACUAAUUCACAAACACCCCGUCAGACCAUACAGUAGCUUGGCAUUGGCAGUGGCAACAGAAGCAACGUGAUGGAAAUACAGUCUGCGCGAGGACACGGACGUGAACUUGUGUUUUCGAUGUUUCGGUUAAACUAUUGCUUAAAAUUGUGAUGUGUUUUUAUCAGUAUGUGGUUCAUCCAUCUCUCAUUUCUUUCUGUGGAAUCCAUCUGAAAUUUAGUCAAUGGAUUAUUGAAAUCAUACACAACAUACUUUCCAUCUAGAGAAGGAAAAAACGGGAUACUUAGAAAAAGCCAUUUCUUUGCAAUUACGCCUUUAUGAAACCACAAACACUCUUUGCUGUGACAUCCGAACGAUACCUCUCUUUAGCAGUUUAUCAGAGGGCAGAUCAAGCUUGUAGAGGUGUAAGUCAGGCCCUGAAUCAGUAAUCUCAGUUAACCGGUUUGAGUGUGUUAAGCUCUUGUUCAGCCUCAGGAGUUUAAGGCCAGCAGAACUCAAAUUUAUACUUGGGUCACAUAGAUAAAUGAUUUUGCAAUUAUUUAUUUUUAUUUUUAUUUUUUUUUGUCAGUUCUCACAAUAAUGUUGCAAUAAAUGUUCCGUAGCAGAAGUUAUACUGUCAAGCUGACUUUGAUGCCUUGCACCUUUGUAGCAGCCUUUUUUUCCAUUACAGCUCACUGGGAUUGUUUCCUUCUACAAUACAAUCUGCAAUACCUGAAACAGCCACUUAAACCCCAUGAUUGGAUCCCCAAUAAAAUUGGGUUAUGGAAGUAUAUAGGAAUGAUCUGAUGUUCCAGUCCAGUGGAUCUGAUUUUUUUUUAAACAUUUUUUAAUUCAGAUCUUGUUUCUGAAAAAGUGGGAAUAGGGCUAUGAAAUACAGAAACUGUCUGUCUCUCACUGUCUCGGUACAAACCUCCUUGAACAGAGGCAGCUAACUGCAUUAUUGUUUGAAUGCAUUUUAAGAGGAUAAAGCUAAACUAAUAUUUCAUUAUUUAUGCACUGGAUUUCUCUUAUCAUUAUUUUCCUCAUUUAUCUACAGCAGGUAAUUAGAUUAGUGAUAACAAUUAACUAGAAAAAAAUCAUUGCCUAGAUUAGGACCAAAGUAUAUUUUAAAAGUAGUUUCUCAUUGUGAAUAAUUGCCAUUUCCGGAAAGAUUUGUAGUUUUAUCUCAUAAUACUCAUGCUUCCUCAUAACGGUUCCGCCCUCAUAAAUUUCCACUGCCUUUGAACAACUGUUCAUUUCAAAAUUGUUCUAGUCAACAAACAGAAGUAACAAUUUUCACUUCCAUAAUAAAAUAAAUGAUCUUCAAGAGUAUUUUGCAGUAGUUUUUCCAAGGAAAGAUGUGAUUUAGUAUUAUAUAGUUUGUCUUGUAAUGCCUUGAACAUCUUUGUGUGAUUAUACAGAUAUGCAUGCAGACAAUAUAAGAGUUUUUUUUUUUUUUUUUUAAAUCUUUAAUAAAGUGGCAGAGAUCUACAAACGCAUAGUCGAUGUUCACACAACAGCAGAAAUACUGUUGUCAAUCCUAUUUUGAGUGCUAAAUAAGGUUUUGUUCAUGUGCAGAUCUCCUGAUAAAAGAAUGACAACAGCAUUCUGUAACAAUAGUGAUUGACUUAAGUCAAAACCAAAUUUUGAGGGUUCAGUUAAUAUGCUAUAGGAAUAAAAUGGCAGUGAAGUAGUCUAUCACAUCAUUGAAAUGGGUAAGCAUGAGGUGUGCGCUUUGGGCUGUCGACCUCUCUCAGGUUAUGUAAAAUGAUGGUAUCGUGUAGUGAAAGAGAGAGUGACACAAAACCCUCACAUAUUUAGGAAAUAGGCUUACAAGGUGGAAAAACAGUAGAGAACAGUUUUUGACCACAUAUAUGAACAGUUCCUAAUAAAUUUGAAAUCCUUAAAGUCUUUUAUAGUCUAUUGACUAUCAUCAUCUGUUCCUAUGGUUACAGGCAUUAUUUGCUCUACUAAGGGGACUGACUUUGGUUACCUGUAUAGACAUUGUAGGCACUCCUAUGCUGUUGUAGGUGCAAGACAAUUUGAGAAUCACAGCUGCUGGUAAAUACGGUUGUUAAUCCCAAACACUGACGUACACACCACAUAAUUUUUGUUUUGCUAUGAUAAAACUAUAGCGAACAAUCGUUUAGAUGUUUCACAGCUGUGAACAACAGUUUAACCUAUUUGGUGUCCGUUAUGUUUGACCAAAGAUUAGCGACCAAAGACUCAUUGUGUCGUGCAAUUUUACCUAAACCACCUUUGACAGAGGCGCUUGGUGUACUCUUGUGAAGCUGCUCGCUUUUCAACAGCACGCUCUUUGCAGUGUUGCCUUUUCUGCUUAUUAUAUCCUCCUUUGUGCUUUUGAACUUCCCAGUAAGGUCACUAAAAACAUGAACAACAAACAGUAUUUGUUUUUGUUUCAUUUUUUAAUGUGAGAGACUUGUUAAAGUGAGUCAUCAACAAGCAGUUUCGUUCACUUCCUUUUGGACUUACUUUUUGAAUUCAGUGUUAAUGUUGUUGUCACUACCUGAAAAUGUUUACGAAUUAAGUCGGUUGUAGAGUGGAUUAAUGCCUCGUUCCAGAUGAAUUCAAAGGCGGGAAACUGAAAUUUCCCGCUUCCAACCUCAAUGCUUUCAGGUCAAUCGCACUGUCACAUGUAAUGUAGCCUUAUACCACAAGAUGGCGCCAUGACUCAACGUGAGCAUUUCAUGUUCCCACAUCAAUUAUGAACAAAAGCAAAGAACACCUAAUGCUUGGGUUAGCUAUAAAAACAAACCAGAAGUAAAAAAAAAAAAUAUAUGUUAUACAUUUGUGUAAUAUAGGCUACAUCUUUUUAUGUAUGAAUGUGGUUGUAAACAUGUUGCCCUCUGCUUGUAAGUCACCGCCAUCUUUCAACUUUUUUUUUUUUAAGAUUGUGGUUGAAUACUAAUGCCCAACUUUAAACGCCAUUCCAGUCAUUGUAUUCCCAAGUAAGAGGUGGGAAAGAGUUCAGAUAUUUCUGAACGCAAAUAAGCACCCAGUAGAGGAGUAACAACCGUAUUUAGCUCCAGCGUGUAUGUGGCCAUUGUGUGAACGCAGCCAUUCGCCUGAAUUGCUUAAGAGCUUAGUUCAUACAAAAUUUAUCUGCUGAAAAGAAGAGGAGCAGGGAUGCAUGUUGUUUGGACUUGGUAUCUCCCAUACCCCAAAAUACAGAUGAUGAUACUGGCUAGCAUGUGCAGAAAUGUUCAUAUGUAAAAAAAAAAAUAUUUUGAUAAACCUGGCCCAGAAACAGCUGCUGUUGAAUAUUGUAGUCUUUGUGUAACCACAAGAGGGCAGAAGUGUCUCAGAAAUCUGUCUUUGCAAAGAGUCUCAAAACAUCUUACCUCUGUUUUCUAUUCAAGCAUUUCAGCUAUUUUGAUAAACUCAGUCUAUGAAUAUGUCAGACUUCAUGAAGGUUUUUUUUUUCUUUCUUUUUUUUUUUUCUCCUUUUCCCUGGACGAAUGUGUACAUUUUUGGGGAAACAUGAAAGCUGGUCAAAUGUAAAAUGCUCUUCAGCAGCAGGCAAGUUUUUGACAAAUGCUAAUCUCUGAAAGUAUAAAACACUGUUUUAAUCACAACUAUUUAUGGAUGUACAACAAUUAGUAAUAUCGUUCAUUCUGUUUGUUUGAGAGGGUCCCCCCCAUUAUAGUCCAGCCUACAUUUGUCUUUGACAGGCAUUUUUCUGAUUUUGUGUAUUAAGUUGUUUCAGCUGUAGGUCUAAUUUAUACUUUUUUAACAACACUAUUUUUCUAAACAUGACUGAUAGAGUUUUUCUCUCCUUAUCGACUGUCAGUAGUACACUGCGCUGUUCUAAGAAUCUAUCUACUCCUGUAGUAUGUGCUGUGUGAAUAAAAUAUCCUCAAACAAGCAAAAAAAAAAGGUUUAUUUAUUUUGGAUAAUCACUCUUUAUAUUGCACUGCUCAUGUUAC